UCUAGGGGUUUUGUCCUCUGAUGGUUAUUGUAAACCUUUUGACGAGGAAGGUACCGGUUAUAUGCGCAGCGAUACAAUUGCAGUAGUAUAUUUGCAAAAAGCAAAAGACGCCAAGAGAGCAUAUGCAACCUUCAUACAUGGAAAAACAAAUUGUGAUGGCUUUAAAGAAGAAGGUAUUACCUUUCCAUCGUUUGAAAAACAAAAAAUGUUGUUGGAAGAAUUUUAUGAGGAAUGUGGAAUUUUACCCGAUGAAUUAUCCUACAUGGAGGCUCAUGCAACUGGUACCCUUAUCGGUGAUCCUGUGGAAAUUAUGUCCAUUGAUCAUGCUAUUUGUGCUAAAAGAAACGCUCCUUUAUUAGCGGGUUCGGUAAAAUCAAAUUUAGGACAUUCCGAACCUGCCAGUGGCCUCUGUCAAAUUGCAAAGGUGUUAUUAGCAAUGGAAACUGGUGUAAUUACGCCUACUAUACACUUCAAACGUCCACGAAAAAAAUUAACUGCUAUUAUUGAAGGAAGAAUAAAGAUUGUUACUGAACCAACAGAAUGGGAAGGUGGUUAUGUAGGUGUUAAUUCCUUUGGAUUUGGUGGAGCUAAUGGACAUAUAUUACUAAAAUCAAAUUCUAAACAAAAAAUUAAUAAUGGAGUACCGAGUGACAAUUUACCUAGGCUUGUAGCAGUAUCCGGACGUACAGCGGAAGCAGUUCAAAUUAUUUUAGAUGACGUAAGUUAAAUAUUGUAAUAACGU
This is a messenger RNA of Wasmannia auropunctata (little fire ant), 742 nucleotides long. RefSeq names its product fatty acid synthase-like. Gene Ontology annotation, molecular function: fatty acid synthase activity. Lineage: Eukaryota; Metazoa; Arthropoda; Insecta; Hymenoptera; Formicidae. Gene Ontology annotation, biological process: fatty acid biosynthetic process. The record is from RefSeq and is a predicted model, not a curated record. Bases 62 to 727 code for a protein of 221 amino acids. The transcript is spliced from 2 exons.